Molecule: messenger RNA, 1117 nt
Organism: Arachis ipaensis
Lineage: Eukaryota; Viridiplantae; Streptophyta; Magnoliopsida; Fabales; Fabaceae
Source: RefSeq, a predicted model, not a curated record
AUGGCUAGAAAGGAUCUUCCUAAGAUGAUGGAUGCAUUCUUGUCUUCUUCCAUGUCCAAUAUCACGAAGUCUACAGGAAAGAUCAACACUUUCGUCGCCACUUUCCGCCGCCUCGUUGAUUCUCUUGGAACCAUUAAAGACACUCCCGACCACCGCCAGAAGCUGCACAACACGAGACAGAGGAUAUCGAGGCUGGUGAAGGAUAUUUCUGCUAAGCUCAAGUCAUUGAGUGAAUUUGAUCGCCAUGCUUCUGUUGCUAAUAGAUUAGUUCAACAUCAACCAACCCAACACCCCACUUCGGAGGAAUUGAGCAUUGGGAAAAUCAAGUUCAAAGCUUUCAAUUUGGUUAUCAAGUUCACUAUUACAAGUUUGCGGUUAUCUUGUUCAUGGACAACUUUUGUCAUAAGCCUAUCAAAACCAAAGAGUAAGAUGAUUGAAAACAGUAAUAUUGAAGCAGUAGGGAUGUCUGCUAGCACUCAACCAUCUUCUCCACCGUCAAGUGUUCGUAAGAAUCGGUCAGCUGUCUGGGAUCAUUUUGAUGUAGAGAAUGCUACCGGAAAGAAGGCUAAAUGCAAAUAUUGUGGUAGAUUAAUACAAUAUGGGAAUGGAACAGACUCAAUGGGUGGUCAUUUGAGAAGAUGCAAGCAAAAUCCUAAUAAUGAUUCGAACAAAAGAAGAAAAACAACGACCACACCGACUAUAGAUGAGCGUGGUGUUUUAAAUUCACCCAGUGCUUCCAAAUUUGACCAAGAGGAGGCUCGAAGGGCACUUGUGGAAAUGUUUAUUGGGGAAGGGCUACCAUUUCGCUUUGUUGAAAGCCCGAAAUUCCGAAGAUUUGUGCAUGUCCUACAAGCAAAAUUCAAAGUUCCUUCACGGACUACAUUAGCACGUGACAUUGGAGCUCUUUAUGCUGAAAAGAAGAUGAAGUUGCAAGAUUUUCUUUCGGCAAAUUGUGGUAGAGUAUGUCUAACCACUGACACUUGGACUUCAAUUUCAAAAUUUUACUUAUAUGAUUUUGACAGCACACUUUGUUGAUUUGGAUUGCAAAUUACAUAAAAAAAUACUUAAUUUUUGUCAAGUGACAAGUCAUUCAGGAGAUGUUAUAGGAGCAACAAUU